AUGUCUUGGUCCCAAGUCUCCGAUCGUCGUUGGGAGCGUCCCACCAAUGGCAUCGAGGGCUACUUCACCGUGGCCGGCGCCUUCUCAGCCUCGUUGAUGGAGGGCCGCCAUCACUACACCAUCUUCUCGCGCGUGUCGGUGGACCUGCCGUUCUCCUCGCGCGCCGAAGCCACCGAAGCCCUGCGCCUGGCCUGGCAGCAGCUGCGCUACGAGCAACCCAUGAUUGCCACCACCAUCGAGGGCCUGACUAAGGUCUACGAGAUACCGGAUGAAGCGGCUCUGACCCGAUGGUUGGAGACCACCUGCAUCGUCUCCCCGGCCGCCGACGCCGAGGCUCUGACGCGCAUCAUGACGCCUGUCCAGCAGGCCACGCUCUACUACCUGCCGGAAGCCUCGGAACUGGUCUUCCGCUCCCACCAUGCCCUGAUUGACGGGGUAGGCACGUUGAUGCUCUGGCACCGCUUCCUGUCCAUCCUCGCCGAUCCCCCUGCCGGUGGCCCUCCUGCUUUUGGCGACGAGCCGGCCCGCCUGGCCCCGUCCCUGGAGACCAUCCUCCAGCACCCGGUGCCUCCCAAGCCCGAGCUGGCGGCUCAAGGCGCCAAAUUGGUCCAGGAGUGCGUCCAGGCCAUGCCCGGCGUUGGACCCGUCAAUCGGGUGGGCACUGUGGCCGCAGGGCCCAUUCAGAACCGUGAAUGGGUGUUUCCUGAGCGGACCAGCGCCGCAUUAGUGCAGGCAUGCAAGGCCCAGGGGUUCAGUGUCUCCGCGGCGGUCCAAGCGGCAUACAUUCGCACGAUUGUCGCUCACGCGGACCCCGCCGCCCGGGCUGCAAGCACCCACCCCAACCGGUACGUGACGGUCAACUCGGUCAAUCUCCGCCCGAAACUGCCGGCCCCCUACAACACCAGCCAGUAUGCAGCAUCGCUGUACUACACCCCUUGGGGAUAUGUCAUCGAGGACAUCCCAGACUCGUUCAUCGAGACCGCCCGCAUCGUCGACCACCAUUACAAAACGCUGUUCGAUCCCGCCGUGAACCCCGACCACCUGGAGAUCAGCGGCUCGUUGACCCAGGCGCUGCGGGAUAUCGUGCAGACGCCCGAGUUUCUCACGCAGCCGGUGUCCCGCGAUGCCUUGUUCAGUAGCUUGGGAAUUAUGGAGCGCUACGUGCAGCGGUCGUACGGCACUGAGGGACGGAAGAUUGUCGUCCAGGACGUAAAGAUGGGCGUGGACGUCAUUCUGGGGAUUAGUAUGUUGUUCUUGUAUACCUUCCGCGAUACGCUGCGGCUGUGCUACAGUUUCAACGAGGCGUACGAGGACCCGGAGAUUAUCCAGAGUCAUUUGGAGGAGGUGCAGAAGGUGUUGGUGGAGGAGUUAUUGGGUUGA
Aspergillus ibericus CBS 121593 is the source of this 1380-nucleotide messenger RNA. RefSeq lists its product as uncharacterized. Lineage: Eukaryota; Fungi; Ascomycota; Eurotiomycetes; Eurotiales; Aspergillaceae. The record is from RefSeq and is a predicted model, not a curated record. Bases 1 to 1380 code for a protein of 459 amino acids. The transcript has a single exon.